This is a messenger RNA of Helianthus annuus (common sunflower), 690 nucleotides long. Its product is annotated as (R)-mandelonitrile lyase 3. NCBI's taxonomy places the organism in Eukaryota, Viridiplantae, Streptophyta, Magnoliopsida, Asterales, Asteraceae. The record is from RefSeq and is a predicted model, not a curated record. Gene Ontology annotation, molecular function: oxidoreductase activity, acting on CH-OH group of donors; flavin adenine dinucleotide binding. Bases 1 to 690 code for a protein of 229 amino acids. The transcript has 2 exons.
AUGUACAAAACCCAUUUUAUUGUUUUCUUGACAGCUGCAAAUGGCGUUAGACACCAUGAUUCCAAUGGAACACGUCACGAAGUGCAUGUAAGAACAGGAGGAAUUUUGAGUGCCGGAGCUAUUGGGAGUCCACAACUUUUGCUACUAAGUGGAUUAGGGCCAAAUUCAUCCCUCUUGUCUCUAAAUAUUCUAGUUGUUGGUGACCAUCCGUUUGUCAGACAAUUUAUGGCUGAUAAUCCACGUAAUAGCAUUAAUCUUUUGGUACCAGUUAGAUUAACUGAUGUAGGAGUUCGUGUUGCCGGGAUCACAAACAGUGGCCCAUAUGUGGAGUCUCUCACAAUUUCCCGAGUUGCAUCUAUCAUACCUUUCAUUCCUAACAUAAACUUGAUUCCACCAGCAAACUCAAUUGGCCCAAGAGUUCAGUUUAAUUAUUACUCUAACACUGAAGACUUACUCCAAUGCCGCAAUAUUGUUGAUGUAUUUAGGAACGUUUUGGAAACUCAAGCUGUAGAAGAAUAUAAGUUUCCCAGCAUCAUUGGUCUUAGGCACUUCAGUUAUAUUGGUCCAUCCAUACCCACGGAUCCCUCUGAUGAAGAGUCCAUUGCGACUUUCUGUCGUAAAACGUUGGCUACAUUUUGGCAUCACCAUGGCGGAUGCUUAGUGAACAUGGUGGUUGAUAGCCAUUUAUAA